This is a messenger RNA of Melampsora larici-populina 98AG31, 1108 nucleotides long. RefSeq lists its product as uncharacterized. The record is from RefSeq and is a predicted model, not a curated record. NCBI's taxonomy places the organism in Eukaryota, Fungi, Basidiomycota, Pucciniomycetes, Pucciniales, Melampsoraceae. The transcript has 5 exons. Bases 68 to 1108 code for a protein of 346 amino acids.
AAACUAUCUUCCUGAAUCAUCCCAUUUCGCCACAACAAACCUCAGAACACCUUUGAUUUCUAUUGGAAUGGCUAGACCUGGUAUCAUUCAACAAUGCUUUCAAGGUGAAGCUCGAGGUCCAUAUGAAGUGGUUUAUUUCUGUUUGGCUUGUGAAACUCAUAGAACUAUGAAACCUGAAUCGAUUCAAGGUCAUAAGAAAUUAGAAUCACACAUUGCAAGUUUUGCUCAUUGGUCAGCUCGUCGUGAUAAAGAAGCUAGCGAAUCGGUUGGUUUGAAGGACGAUUCAGUUCAAGAUAAAUCGAUUUCAGAAAGUCAUUCUACUGGUCAUCCUGGUAAUAAUACAUUGAAGAGAACUGAUCAGAUAGAUCAGCUUGAAAGUGAAGAUGUAAAACGCCGUCGGACCCUCGAUAAUCUUAACUCUCGAUCACCAUUUCCCAAAAUCACUCCUCCAAUCUCGCGACGCUCGCUUUACCGAACAUCCUCAUUGAGAAAACCGUCAAGUCCGUCCAACACUGGUGAGACCUCUGGAAAAGCUCAAGAGACAGCUUUGGUUGAAGGUCAGAGCAAACUACAUGAUCAAGCAAGCGGUCAACAGGGGCAAACAGAAGAACCCUCCAAUCAAGCAGCUACUGCAACUUCAGCUCCCGAUCAGUCCUCUACUCCACAUCGCGAGUCAUCUUUUUCCUUAGACUUUGAAGGUACUGACGGAAUAGACAGUGACCUUGAAGAUCAUCAUGAAAUAGACAGCAGCACAGAUGAUGGACUCGCCGGAGUGCCACUGCCUCCUCGUUAUACUCCCACAGCUAGCUCAAGGUUGGCCUCAACCCACGACAAUGAAAGUCGUCUACGUAUCUUCAAUCAAAUAGCCAACGCUACUGGGCUCGAUGAACAUCAUCUGGAACUGGGCCGCCGACUCUGUGAUGUAACUGGCCCUGAAUUUCAGUUCAUGAUGUCCAUGAUUACAAGCCUAUCGACUCGUCAAGAGAUAUUGUCCUAUCACGAUGAUAUCACCCGUCAGAUUUCGGAAAUCAGAGGUGGAUCCAAUGGAAUCCCAACAUCUAAUGGUUGGGUAGAAUCUUUAGAGCUCAGGGUAUAUAUCUUCUUCUAA